UAAGGAUAAAUUGAGGAUUAAAAGCACUAGAAUUGUAUAGAAAAAUGUCUCUUGAUAGAUCUUUGCGAAAAAAAAUGGAAGAAAAAGCCCGUUCUAAUCCUACAUUUGAGUUGGAUGCAAGAAACUGGAUUGAAGAUGUUAUUAAUGAGAAACUUGAUUCUACUAAGGAUUUGAUUGAUAAUUUACAUGAUGGUGUUAUUUUGUGCAAAGUUGCAAAUGCUAUCGGACCAUGUCAGAUUCGAUACAAGGCUUCAAAUAUGCCAUUCGUUAAGAUGGAAAAUAUUGCUGCCUUCCUUGAAUUCGUUCAAAAACUUGGUGUUCCUAAUUAUGACUUAUUUCAAACCAUUGACUUAUAUGAACGAAAAAAUACUUAUCAAGUCAUUCAAUGUAUUCAUUCAUUAUCUCGUUAUGCUGUUCAAAAUCUUGGUUUUCAUGUACCUGCUUUAGGUCCAAAACUUGCUACUAGUAGAAAAAUUCAUUUUACUGAAAAACAGCUUAACGAGGCUAAAAAUAUGACUAAUACUCGUCAAUAUGGAUAUGUUGCCGGACUAAAUUAAUUCUAUUUAACUAAUUUAACAUAUACAAAUCUUUUUUUUU
Messenger RNA from Pneumocystis carinii B80, 597 nucleotides. RefSeq lists its product as hypothetical. The record is from RefSeq and is a predicted model, not a curated record. Bases 45 to 557 code for a protein of 170 amino acids. NCBI's taxonomy places the organism in Eukaryota, Fungi, Ascomycota, Pneumocystomycetes, Pneumocystales, Pneumocystaceae. Gene Ontology annotation, molecular function: protein binding. The transcript has 5 exons.